Messenger RNA from Alternaria arbusti, 795 nucleotides. RefSeq lists its product as uncharacterized. Gene Ontology annotation, molecular function: amino acid transmembrane transporter activity. Gene Ontology annotation, cellular component: membrane. The record is from RefSeq and is a predicted model, not a curated record. NCBI's taxonomy places the organism in Eukaryota, Fungi, Ascomycota, Dothideomycetes, Pleosporales, Pleosporaceae. The coding region runs from base 1 to 795 and encodes 264 amino acids. The transcript has 7 exons. Gene Ontology annotation, biological process: amino acid transmembrane transport.
AUGGCUGAAGAAAAGCGUCCCCUUGACAGAUCGCCAUACUAUGUGACCCAUUCAGAACAUCUUGACCGUGUUCUCAGUAGGCCUCAGCUGGCAGGCAUUGGCAUAUCCGGUUGCAUAGGUGGAGGCAUCUUCAUUACAUCCGGUGCACUCAUCGCUACUACUGGAUCUUUAGGCGCUGCUAUUAGCUAUGUCGUCGCAGGUAGUAUCGUCGCUUGCGUCAUGUACACCAUCACUGAGAUGGUUGCAUGUCGACCGUUGACCGGAGCUCUCAUUGAUCUGCCUCACACGUUCUUAGACCCAGCCUGCGGUUUCGCUAUCGCAUCUAUGUACGGGCUAGGCAAGAUUUGUGCGAUGGCUACUCUUACAGCGAGUUCGGCGGAGCUGACUGCGCUUCUGAAGAGCGACCCGAAACCGCAUUCUGCAGGUGCUGAGGCAGCUAUCAAUAUUGCAUUCAUCGCCCUGACUACGCUUUCUCAUUGCCUCGGCGUCAAGCUGUAUGGCAAGAUCGAACGAGUCGUCAUGUGGUUCAAACUGAGCUUACUGGUCCUUGUAUGUGUUAUGGGUGUGGUCUUGAACUUCUCCGGCGGCGGCCCGAGACAAGGAGAAUACCAUUCGAAUUAUACGACCUUCGGAUUCACAUCGGACUGGAAGCCAAUUGGGCACAAUACUACCACUCCUGUCGCUCUCAAGAUGGCUGGCGUUCCUGAUGAAGCUUUCGGUAUAUCCGGCCCCGGAGGCACACUGUUCGCUCUCAUGUGGGUUUCUAGCAUGCCUCCAGAUACCGCAGAGAGCUAA